AUGAGUUUUCUUGACGAAAUUCACACAGUUCCAGCAAACAAAACUGUAUUGGCAGCUCUAAGCCCGGUAUUUGAUACAAUGUUUUUCGGAUCGUUGCCGGAGAAAGGAGACGUUCCCGUUGACGAUGCGGAUGCCGACGUAUCCAAGGAAUUUCUCCAGUUGUUCUACCUGGGUGAGGUGACAUUAACAAUGGAGAAUAUCGAGACCGUCGUUUGUUUGGUCGACAAAUAUGAUGUUCUCAAACAUGUCAACGCGUGUGCCGUAUUUCUCAAAGGCCAACUAACACUUGAUAACAUAUGCUGGGGCUAUCAGUUGACCGUGAAUCUCGAAAAUGAUGAACUGAUGAAGUAUUGUGAGGACAAAAUCACCAAGUCACCGAAAGAUAUCUUUGCCACCGAUGCAUUCAAACGCUGUGACAAAGGUGUUCUACAACGAAUAUUGGAGCUAUGCUUGAUGUGCAAGGAAACCGAUGUUUUUGAUGCCUGUUUGACGUGGGCCAGAUACGCAUGCGAACAAGACGAUUUGGAUACAACACAAGCGGUGAAUUUGAGAACUCAACUCGGCGAUUGCUUCAAGUUAUUUCGAUUUAGCUUAAUGAAAAGCGAAGAGUUCUCUGAACGUUACAUGUUGAACAAAGGACUAUUCACGUCGGAAGAAUUCGAAGAUGUUAUGCUUUCUUUAUCGGCAAAAGGGUACAAAGCGAAAAUAUUCAAUCAAUCACCCCGAUACUACCCAUGGGAUGUGGAUAAUAUUUUGCGUUGUCAACGGAAAACCAGCGGCCCAGAACCGAAAAAGUACAUACAACUUCAAGAAGUCACUUCGUUCUCAUCGAAUAAACACCUACUGUUGGGAGAGAUUCAAACUUCUGUCACAUGGUAUGGUUCAUCUAAAAUAGCCGGAAAUAAAGUCGACGUAACUAUUACCGAACGUGAGAAGAUGGAUCAGCUGAAAGUGACUUUGCCACAGCCAAUUCUGAUUAAGCCUAAACGUAUGUAUGAGGUUUGUUUGGAAGUUUGA
Sitodiplosis mosellana (orange wheat blossom midge) is the source of this 1017-nucleotide messenger RNA. RefSeq names its product BTB/POZ domain-containing protein 3-like. The transcript has 2 exons. Bases 1 to 1017 code for a protein of 338 amino acids. Gene Ontology annotation, molecular function: protein binding. The record is from RefSeq and is a predicted model, not a curated record. NCBI's taxonomy places the organism in Eukaryota, Metazoa, Arthropoda, Insecta, Diptera, Cecidomyiidae.